This is a messenger RNA of Lycium ferocissimum, 861 nucleotides long. RefSeq lists its product as uncharacterized. The transcript has 2 exons. The coding region runs from base 1 to 861 and encodes 286 amino acids. Lineage: Eukaryota; Viridiplantae; Streptophyta; Magnoliopsida; Solanales; Solanaceae. The record is from RefSeq and is a predicted model, not a curated record.
AUGGCAAAUCUUUCUAAACGUGAAUUUGCUGCCUUGGAUAUAUCUAGCAAAAGCUACCUGUCUUGGGUUCUUGAUGCCGAAAUUCAUCUUGAUGCGAUGGGUCUGGCAGAUACCAUCAAAGAUAAAAAUCAGGCAUCGAAUCAAGACCGUGCCAAGGCAAUGAUAUUCCUCUGCCAUCAUCUUGAUGAGAUCUUGAAAGCGAAUAUCUCACUAAUUAUUUCUCAGUUAAAAUUAUAUGGUGAAAAUAUCACUUAUCAUGAUAUGCUGGAGAAAACAUUCUUCACUUUCCCUGCCUCGAGUAUGCUCCUGCAGCAACAAUACCGAGAAAUGAGAUUCAAGAAAUAUUCUGAACUAAAUUCACAUCUUCUAGUGGCUGAACAACAUAAUGAACUAUUAAUGAAAAAUCAUGAAAAUCGACCUACUAGUACUGUCUCAUUCCCUGAAGUGAAUGAGGCAAACUUUCACCAUUCUAGGCAUGGAAAAGGUCGUGGCCCCAGUCGUGGUCAUGGCCAUGGUCGGGGAAGAAAUUUUAAUCAUGAUAGCCGUCUUACACCAAAUAAUACCCUUCACCAUCAGCAGUGUAAAAAGAAGGAUGAAAAACAUGAAGUUGUGAAAAAGAAAAAUUCAGAAAAUAGACGCUACCGAUGUGGAGGAAAGAGGCACUGGUCACGUACCUGUCGUACGCCAAAGCAUCUAGUUGAGCUUUAUCAAGCUUCCCUCAAAAAGGCAGAAAAGAAUGCUGAAGCAAAUUUUAUUUCUGAAGAUAAUGUUGAGCCCAUGCAUCUAGAUGUGACAAAUUUUUUUGAGCUCCCUGAAGGAAAAGUAGAUCAUCUGAUCGGUGAUGGAUCUUUAAUAUCUUAG